Molecule: messenger RNA, 2358 nt
Organism: Hippocampus comes (tiger tail seahorse)
Lineage: Eukaryota; Metazoa; Chordata; Actinopteri; Syngnathiformes; Syngnathidae
Gene: epor
Product: erythropoietin receptor
Exons: 8
Coding region: 540-1835 (431 amino acids)
Biological process (GO): cytokine-mediated signaling pathway
Cellular component (GO): external side of plasma membrane
Molecular function (GO): protein binding; cytokine receptor activity
Source: RefSeq, a predicted model, not a curated record
CUUUCGGUCUGUCUGCCUACACAGCUCCAGUAUCUUAUAAGUUGAGUUUCUUUUCAAAGGUGUCAUCUCGGGUCAGGGCUUGGAAGUUCUUCCGCACCAAACCAAACCAGGCCUACGGUCCUGAUGACAUGAGAGAAAUGCUCAUGGGUUACUGUAUAAACCCUGGAGGGCUCUGAGGUCUGCAGACUCGGGUCACAUAGUGGAGCCCAGAGCUCAAAGCAAACAUACGUUAACCUUCGGUGUCCGAUUCCCGCCUGCCAACAAGGGAGUGAAAAAGUUUGGGGCAUGUGAUUUUGCCCCUCCUCUUUGUCAUCUUUGCUGCUUUUAGGAGCAAGUAAACAGCUCGGCGCGCAUCUUAUCAGCUCGGCGCAGCCUUUUAACCGUGUUGUGCUCUCCCUGGUAUCUGAAGCCAAAACGGGACAAGCCCCCCCGCUGGGGACAGAAGUGGUGCGGAUGCGCGCUGGCGUGUUUCACCUUGUUCUCAUGUUUGUGCACAGCAAGACGGCGCCGGUCUUUUUGUUCACAGAGAAGACGGGAGGAUGACAUGUGAUCACCUGAGGCGAUUGUUGGCACUUUCGAGCAUUGCGUGCGCCAUGAGGGCGGCUUCCGGUGUCCCAGGCGCGCCAGAUUUCCAGAGCAAAGUCUCUCUUGUGCUGGAAAAGGAGCCGGAAACCCCCAAAUGCUUUACAGACAGCAAAAAGGACUUCACCUGCUUCUGGGAGGAAGAUGAGGAGAGGGCCGGCUCUGCGGAUCAGUAUUCCUUCACAUACGCCUACCGAAAAGAAAAUAGCAGCAAAUGCCCACUGACGGUCCAUUCGCAAGGGGCGAAGAAGCUGUUCAUCUGCCACCUGAAUCAAGCGUCGAUGUUUGAGCUCAUGGACAUUCAAAUUCGUCGAGAAGGAAGGCUGAUCCACAAUCGAAGCCUUCUGGUCGAACUUUUUUUUCUGCUGGACCCACUCGCUAACGUGAGCGUGAGUGCCACGGGUCAACAGGGUCAGCUCAAUGUCAGCUGGAUACCUCCUCCCCUUAGACACAUGGACGACAGCUUGAUGUACGAGGUCUCCUAUGCGAUGGCUGGCAGUCGUGAGGUGCAGGUAGAGGUAGUACGAGCCAGUUCCAGGAUGAUUUUAAGGGGCCUACAGCCAGGCACGAAGUACAAGGUGCGGGUUCGGGUCAAACUGGAUGGAAUUAGCUAUAAUGGCUUCUGGAGUAUGUGGAGUGAGCCGGUGUUCAUGGAGACAGCGCCUGCAGAAUUCAACCUACUCAUUGUCUUCCUCAUCUUCACCAUGGCUUUCAUCCUCAUGGUGCUGUCUUUCACUGUGCUCGUGUCCAAUCGCAGGUUUCUGAGAAGGAAGAUUUGGCCGGCUAUCCCAACCCCCGAUAGCAAGUUUCAAGGCCUUUUCACUGAUCACGGUGGAGAUUUUCAGGAGUGGUUGAAACAUACGAACGGGGGCUUGUGGUCGAGCCCGGCAUCGUUUUACAGUGAGGAAUACCCCACUUCUCUGGAGGUUCUCUCAGAGCUAAGCCUGGACCCCCCAUACCCCCCACCACCUCUACCGCCCAAAAUGUCCGGCGCUCCCGCGCUCCGACACGCGGACGAGGAUGUGGAUUUGGCGCUGAGAAAAAUACCCCACAAUCACUGGCUGAUGGAAAGCCUCAGGGUGCAGAACCAGCGCCCGCUUCCUUGCACCCAGUCUUCCCCACUGGAGUCUCAGGAUACUUACGUCACGCUGACCGGCAACAACCACGGCCAAGUCGCUCGCACCCAUGGGGCGUCUUUGCCCAUCGAAGCGCUUUUGGCCUUGAAAAAGACAAUGCUGUCUGAAGUUCACUGAGCUGGGUCUGUCAUACAGCUUCAGCACCCAACGCACGUUCACGAUGGGGUCCAGCUCCAUCAAUCGAGCACGUUCUUCAUAUGCCUGCUCAAGGAUGGGAACUGAGACGGGCCCAAAGCUACUUGGAUCGUCACCCUUCUCGCCGGCAGCAUCCAAAGGAUGAAAAUCGAAGGACCUGCUCCAGGAAUGAGCAAAGUCUUUGUGAUCUCUUACAAGUCCUUACAAAUGCUUGUUCUCCAUGUCGCCGCUUUCACUAAACACGAGCAUUCCGGAUGGCGUCUCAAUCUGGCAUCCCUCUAGAUCGGUGCUGUCCAAACUACGGCCUUCGACACACCCCUCCAAAAGUCCAGACCGAUGAGGCCAGUUCACAUCUUUUUGCUGUACAAUGAAAACAUUUGGGUUUGACAUUAAAAGAUGACUAUGAGGCAAUAUGUCAACAUUUCAGCUUUAAUUUGUCGUUCGGGUAGAUGCUGUACAUGUUGAUCGAAUACGUAACUGACAAGACAAGAGCAUUAUUUGUAAA